This is a messenger RNA of Fragaria vesca subsp. vesca, 2241 nucleotides long. RefSeq lists its product as uncharacterized. NCBI's taxonomy places the organism in Eukaryota, Viridiplantae, Streptophyta, Magnoliopsida, Rosales, Rosaceae. The record is from RefSeq and is a predicted model, not a curated record. Bases 1 to 2241 code for a protein of 746 amino acids. Gene Ontology annotation, biological process: regulation of photoperiodism, flowering. The transcript is spliced from 5 exons.
AUGAGCCGGAGGAGAGUGAGAGGUGGAGAAGAAAAUGAAAAAGUGAUGAGUCCUAUAUUUUCUAGGCUUCAUGUAAAUGAAACAGAGAAAGGAGGGUUAAGAGGACCUCCAAGGAUUAUGGCUCUCUAUGACCAGUUCAGUAGCCCUGUCUGUUCAAUCACCAUGUUGCCUCCUGCUAACAACAAUAGCAGCAGCUUGGUUUCAUCCACAUCCUGGAGUGAUGUUGGUGCCAAUCAAAGGAGUAUAUUGACUCCAUAUUGCUACUCAGUUGUGCCUUCUCAUCCCUCUGAGAAAAUUCAGUCUGAUUCUUCAACUGGGCCUAAGUUAUAUACUACAAUGACAGAUUAUGAAAGGGUAUCCUCCAAAUUAAAUUCUCAAGGUUUUGUUUCCACAGGGCCAUCGUCAUCUUCAGCUAACUGUGAUUCAUUUAGAUCACAUACUAUCUCCAACUUAAGAAAUUUUCGUUCGAAGAAGUUUGGGAAUGAGGAUGAAUUUCAGUCCCCUAUCUCGUCCCAAGUAACAACUUUGCAUUGUAGAGACAGUCUGCGAAGCAAAGGGAAGGAUAAUCUACAUCAAUCGAGUUACACAUUGCAACUCAAAGGUGAUUACAUUGAGAAAAUGAAUGGAAGUAGCACCGUACAGCUGAACUCGAGACAAUAUUUGGGAAACCACAAUGAAGAGAGUCCUAAAGCAUGUCAGAUUAUUGAGGACCCUGUGGAAAAGUCUAUUUCUCUCACUUUAGCUAGAGUCAGGGAGUUUGAAAAUAUUUCAUCAACCCCAUCACAAAGAGUCGAGCAUUUUGAAUCAUUAAAGCGAAAACAUGAAUCUGUGAGUCAAGAAAGUAGAAGUAGAUCAGUGACUGAUUUUAACAAACUACAUUGUCCUAAUGCACACUUCAACACGGAGCAUUUGCUUGUGCAUGACAGAGAGGCCAUCAAGGAUGACAGUGUGAUGAUAUCCAGAAUAGCUGUGGCAGAAGUUUCAUCAAAGAGGGUAAAGGAAUCAUAUACGAGGUCAUUUCUUGAGGAUGAAACUAAGUUUCCAAAUGGGAUUGAAAACAGCAGUGAAACAAGUCAAGAAAAUUGUGAGGUUGUGCAUGUUGGAUCUUUAAACUGCAGACGUGGAGAUGUCUCAGACAUGACCAUGGGGGAGUCUAGUACAUCUCUGGAUAUCUCCCCAGAUGAUGUCAUAGGAGUAAUAGGUGAUAACCAGUUCUGCAAAACAAGGAAAGCUAUUGUCAACCAACAAAGAGUCUUUGCAAUGCAAGUGUUUGAGUUGCAUAGGCUAAUAAAGGUUCAAAAGUUGAUUGCUGGAUCACCAGAUCUAUUCUUCAAAGGUAAACCACUUAUCAAAAAUCCUGCAGUGGAAAUAUCAGUACUGAACAACGUGCCAAUAGAGCGAGCUCAAGAGCCAACUCCUUCAAUUGUGAAACCCAAAGACUAUCCUCAGAAGCCAUAUUCAAACACUGAAUGUGGUGAGGAAAGUACAGUAGGGAAAUUCCCUCUUCCUUUUGUCUACAAUGAUGCUAGUAGCAGAGGACUAGUUAUACAGAAAUCAAAUAAUGGUCAAUAUUCGAGGAAAACAUCACCAGCUUCUGAAGCCACCUAUAGCAAACCCGCCUCAUGGUGUUUCCAACCUCCACCAGGAAAUAUGUGGUUAGUUCCAGUAAUGUCACCUUCUGAGGGACUAACUUACAGGCCCUAUAGAGGGCCAUGCCCUCCAACCGGAGGUUUCAUGCCACCAAUUUAUGGUAGCCUUGAUCCAGGAAACAAAAACUACUCGAAUGCAGCUUAUGGUAUUCCACUUACUUAUCAACAAGGGAUGGGAAUAGGCACACCGCCUUUGCUUCAGACUUAUUUUCCAACUUAUACCCCGCCGGUCAUCAAUCAUUCCAGUCAUGAAAACCCGUUAUCUUUUGGGGAAACUAAUUUCACUUUGCCUCAUCAAAGAUCAUGCAACAUGUCCAACCAGAUGAGAGAAGUAAUGUCAUAUUACAUGGGGAACAUUCCAGCUCCUAUAGUGAAUGAAUUACAAGGUAGUACACCCAACAGCCCUUCAGACAAGACCAAAGGUAAUGUGCUUCCCCUUUUUCCUACUGCACCUCAAGGUGAGGAAUUUGCUGAAAUUGAGCAAAUGAGUGAGCAUCAAUCGCGCGCGAUCAAGGUUAUUCCUCACAGUUUUAGAUCAGCAACUGAAUCAGCAGCACGUAUAUUUUUGUCAAUACAAGAAGAGAGGAAGUAA